Spea bombifrons (plains spadefoot toad) is the source of this 1915-nucleotide messenger RNA. RefSeq names its product BAR/IMD domain containing adaptor protein 2 like 2 (gene BAIAP2L2). Lineage: Eukaryota; Metazoa; Chordata; Amphibia; Anura; Pelobatidae. Gene Ontology annotation, molecular function: protein binding. Bases 81 to 1520 code for a protein of 479 amino acids. The record is from RefSeq and is a predicted model, not a curated record. The transcript has 14 exons. Gene Ontology annotation, biological process: positive regulation of actin filament polymerization; plasma membrane organization; actin filament bundle assembly. Gene Ontology annotation, cellular component: cytosol; nucleoplasm.
CUUAACUCACCCUGUGAUCAACGUCCAAACUCCGCUGCAAGAAAUAACUUCUUUUUCCUUUCAGCUCCAGAAGUGGAACCAUGUCUCGAGAAAUGGAUUCCAUUUAUUCAUCCACUAUUGGAACUUAUAAAAAAAUUUUAGGGCAAUUUAAUCCAGCUCUGGAGAAUUUAGUGUAUCUGGGUAAUAAUUACUUGCAGGCAUUACACGCACUGUCUGAAGUUGCAGAAACAUACUACAAUGCCAUUAAGAAGAUUGGGGAACAGGCCCUGCAGAAUGCCACAUGCUAUGGACUUGGUCAGCUGCUCAUACAGAUGGCUGAUAGCUGUAAAACUGCAAGUGCUGGGUUGAAUGUGGUGUUUCAGACAUUACAUGGCGAGAUAAUACAACAAAUGGACAAGAACACUAAGUUGGAUGUGCAGUUCAUACACGACAGCCAGACUCGCUAUGAAAUGGAGUACCGCAGCAAAGCAGCCACUCUUGAUAAAUACAUGUCAGAUGCCUGGAGGAUGGAGAGACAGAAAGAUCGCAAACUUAGGCAGAUGAAAGAGAAUGUAAACAUGCUUCACUCGGACAUGCUGUCGUUUGUAAAAGAAAGUCAGAGAGAGGCAGAACUGGAGGAGAAGCGUAGGUACCGGUUUCUGGCUGAGAGACACUGGAUGCUUUGCACCUCCUUCCUACAGUACCACAACAGAGCUCAAGGUGUGCUUCAGGCACGUGUACCAUCAUGGAAAGAACAGAUUGAUGCCAGCAGAGCAGAGUCCCAAAACUACAUACCCAACAGGCCCACCCCUAAUCCAAGGGACUCAACUAUGACUCCAAGACCUGGGGACGUCUUGCCCACAUUGAGUCAUGGGCCUAGCGCUGCAGAUCAAAGUGAACGGAGAGGCCCAGCACGUUCUGACACUGCCAGGAGAGGCUUGCCCAGAACACCAUCCAGUGGGUCCCUGUCAAACUCCCAGCAACGCACUCGUUCCAGUUCCUUUGGAGAGGUGGCAGUAGCAGCAGUGGCAGCAGUGGCAGCCAAUUCAGGAGCCAAGAGGGUUCAAGCUUUAGUGGACCACAACACAGGUGGAAACCGGACCCUGCUCCAGUUUACAAAAGGGGCCGUGAUCACAGUACUAGUGCCGGAGGCGCAAAAUGGCUGGCUGUAUGGUAGACUGGAGGGGCUAUCCGCGACUGGCUGGUUUCCAGAAGCCUAUGUGAAAUCGGUGGACCAGGAUUCCAGGUUAUUUGCUCUGCGCAGUGCACACAGUACAGGGGAUCUCUUGGAUGGACCCGAUAACUUCCCACAGCCAGAUUACAGACCAAGCCCUAGGGACCAGGGCCCUUCAACCCCAAACAGCCGACGAGGAAGCGAAACUAGCGUGGCACCUCCACCCCUUCCAUUAAACAACAAUGCAGGAAAGAAGGCUCCAGCUGGCACUCGUGGAGACCUGUUUCCCAAGGGAACAAAUCCCUUCGCAACUGUGAAGCUCCGUCCCACUGUGACCAAUGAUCGUUCGGCUCCUCUCAUACGAUGAGACUCUAAAUGUGAAAAUGCAGCUUGGUCACGUGUGGUCAGCAGACUCGCAAUCCUGUCUCAUUGAACUGGAUCUCAAUCCAUCACGGAGUGUAACCAUAGAAGUGUCCCAUCAUGUGUUUACUGGCUGGAGACUUUGCACAUAGAUUAAAUUAUCCACUAAAUGUAAAUAAACACUCUGGCCUAUCUAUGACCUAAUUACAAUAGUUUUGUUUUUGAAUGAUAGCUAUAUGUUACUUCUAUAACAGCUGCUGCAUGCUGAAAUGAAACGUGAAAUCCGUGAUUUAUUGUAAUUAGAACCCUUGUAAAUAUAAACAUGCUCUGAAAAUUGAUCCAAUUGAAACAAUAUAUGAAUCUCUUCAGAAUAAAUGAAGAAUAAACCAAUUUGCACAGACA